This is a messenger RNA of Colossoma macropomum (tambaqui), 3088 nucleotides long. RefSeq names its product methyltransferase-like protein 7A. The transcript is spliced from 3 exons. The coding region runs from base 1170 to 1898 and encodes 242 amino acids. The record is from RefSeq and is a predicted model, not a curated record. NCBI's taxonomy places the organism in Eukaryota, Metazoa, Chordata, Actinopteri, Characiformes, Serrasalmidae. Gene Ontology annotation, molecular function: S-adenosylmethionine-dependent methyltransferase activity.
UGUUGGAUAUUAUUUCAAUUUGAUCUAGGACUAUUAGACACACACCAGCUGGUGUGGAGGUAAGCAAAACAGCAAGCUUUGUUAAAUGUGGUAGUUAAGUUUUUUUAGUAGUAGCCAACAGUUUGAGGAACUGGUGUUGAUAUAUAAAUAUAUCACUCCGAAGUGCAGGAGUUCUAGUUUGCUUGUAGCAUUAAUGUAGCAUUAUUCGUAUUUUGACUGCUAAAUGGCCUCGUAGUUCAGAGGAACUAGUUACACUAGGGGGGGUCGGGGUUGGGGGAUGAACACCAGACAACACAUAUCAGACUGAGAGCGUGUUUGUUUACCACAGCACACAAUAACACCCAAAACACUCAUUUUUCCCAUUAAGAAUAACGGCCUAGAUCCAGUGUUCCUAAUGUGGGCAUGAUGUUAAGUGCAGAAUGACGACAUGACUCUCGAGGUCUAUUUCUCACACGCCUCAACUUUUCCCUAUCAGCUACGAGCUAUUUCAUCAUUUCAUAAAAGCGUAUAAAUGAAACACUCAAAAUGUCAACAUUCAUACGAUGCUGUUCAGAUUUACAUGUUAACUGGUGCCAUAAAUACGAAAAAAAAAAUGUAGGCUACAAUAUAAUGUUUAAUGUACCUUACUUUUUGGGGGGUGGGGGGAGGGCAAAAACUACCUCCUACAUGUUUCACUACAUAAAUACUUAAAUCUUCCUCUUCACAGUGAGUGAUUUUGUAGGCUAAUGUAGAGCUGCGACAGUCAUAAAGUUAAGAAGUGGUACAGUCUUCGGUGGAGGGCUUUAACAUUGUAUGACGUGUCUUUCUGACACAAGUAGGGAAUUUUAUUUAAUUAUUCAUUUGUAAGAACGCCUUUCACACUCUGGUGGUUACUGGAUCAAAGGUCAGAAGAUUAAUGACGGAAUAACAGCAAGAAUUUAGAAAUAAAAAGUCCAGGAAGGCGGACAAGGAGGAGGACAGAACUUGUAAAAUACAACAAAAUGAAAACUAAAACAUUCAGAUCAAGUAGGCUGAGAGUCUGAACUACAAGUCGGCACAGUCAGUUCCAGCCAAUCCCAUCGCAGGAGUCUCCUCCUCCGUCACUCCUGUCUUAGCUCUGUGAGUUUAUAAGGGUCAGCAGACCAGAUUACAUUCGCUUGUUGAGCUGCUUGUCCGCUUCUGUGGCCGAGAUGUCGGUUUUAGCGCACGCCUGCGCUUUGGUGAUAAAGAUCCUCAUGCUGCCGCUGCUGUUGGCGGAGCUUCUGGGUCUGUUACGACUCUAUAAGCGCGUGUUUCCCGCUCUCAUGUACAGGUUCAGCUUGUCGUACAACAGCCAGAUGAAUGAGAAGAAGCGCGAACUGUUCCGCGAGCUGCUGCGCUUCUCCCCCCGCGAUGGGCCGCUGCGCCUGCUGGAGGUGGGCUGCGGUAGCGGGGCCAACUUCCAGCACUACCCGAGCGGCUGCAAGAUCACCUGCACCGACCCUAACCCUCAUUUCAAGGAUUACCUGCAGAAAAGCAUGGACACGAACGACCACCUGGUGUACGAGGACUUCGUAGUGGUGCCUGGGGAGGACCUGAGGGUCGUGGAGGACAAUUCUAUGGACGUGGUGGUCUGCACACUCGUUCUGUGCUCGGUUAAAAACACACCCAAGGUUAUCCAGGAGGCCAAAAGAGUCCUGAGACCGGGUGGAGCGUUCUUCUUUUUGGAGCAUGUGGUGGCCGACCCGUCGACCUGGUUAUACUUCUUUCAGCAUGUUUUCCAGCCUUUCAUGUACUACUUUAUUGAUGGCUGUGAGACUACUCGUGCCACCUGGAAGCACUUAGAGGCAGCUGGUUUCUCCGACUUGCACCUUCGCCACUUUCAGGCACCAUUGUUCAUCCUCGUCAGACCACACAUUGUCGGUUACGGCGUGAAAUAAUGGCAGCACAAACAGUCAGUGCCACAGCUCAGUGGACUAUCAGAUAUUUUUAUAUCACAUCUAUUUUAGACACAAAAGUACUUCUAAUGUAACUUUUCUAACUUCUAUCACUAAAAAUGUUUUAAUAAGUGUAAGACUUUCUUAUGUAAUAAGAAGAUUGUGUUACCAACUACUAAUAUGUAGUAUUUCAUGAGAUUUGUGAACAGUAUGUCCCUUACAUGAAACAUGUAUUCAAGAUUUGUAAUGUAUUUCACUGAAGUUUGAAACUGGAAAUACCACAAAGUCCAGUCUGAAGUUAUCUGUUUUGGUGUGUGAGAGAUUAUGAAAGAGUUGUAUUGCCAUCUAGUGCCCAGGAGGCAUAACUGUGAAUUUUUCCAGAUAAAUACUGCAGCAAAGCAAAGGACACAAAUACCUUUGAUGGAAUCCUGUGCUUACUGUAUGCAGUGCUGUUCAUUUCUGAGAACAAUAUGGCCAAUCAGCACAUACAAACACAAUAUGAUAAGAGUAAAGUAAAAGACAAUGCCCUACAUAGUAAAACAUUACAGCAAAGUAUUUAUUAAUACAAGUACCACAGUAAAACCAAGCCUUACUAUUAUACCUUAUGAAUUAUGAAGUUAUCAAACAUGAUAUAUUAAUGUAUUGUACCAGUAAGAGGAUAAGAGGAACUGAAAGCUCAUUUAUGAGGUUCUUGACAGACUUUGUAAAGAGAUACGUGGCAAAUGAAGACAAUAAUUUACCAGUAUUAUGUGAUAAAUAUGAGCAGAGAUAAGACAGAAGUGUGAUAAAUAACAGUAGAGUACAACAGGCCUGAAAUUGUCCUGGGGUAAAAGGUACCCUGGAUUUUAUUUUACAGAAAACAAGUAACAUCUACGGAGCCCUCUCCUUAACACCUGUGUUAAGUGCUUGAGUAUUUUUUGCUGCUUUAAUAGGUGAAUUACUAGGCUGCUUUCUUAAAACUAGAAUUUAGAUAAAAUGCCAUUUGAUCAUGAACUGCUUUUAUGAUCCUUUAACAGUUUUUCUGAUUUUUAGCAAGCAUUUUCACUUUUUUUUAAAAAAACUUUUAGUACAGUCAGCGCAGCAACACUCUGUUUGAAACAAAACAUUUACUGUUUUUUCCCUGCUUGAAUAAGAUAUGCAUUUAACACCAUUUCCCAGGUUCUUUCAUUCAAUAAACUGCAUAUCAGCUUGCU